Molecule: messenger RNA, 1820 nt
Organism: Olea europaea var. sylvestris
Lineage: Eukaryota; Viridiplantae; Streptophyta; Magnoliopsida; Lamiales; Oleaceae
Product: E3 ubiquitin-protein ligase RNF14
Exons: 6
Coding region: 144-1517 (457 amino acids)
Biological process (GO): ubiquitin-dependent protein catabolic process; positive regulation of proteasomal ubiquitin-dependent protein catabolic process; protein polyubiquitination
Cellular component (GO): cytoplasm; ubiquitin ligase complex
Molecular function (GO): ubiquitin protein ligase activity; ubiquitin conjugating enzyme binding; zinc ion binding
Source: RefSeq, a predicted model, not a curated record
UCUUCUCAUACACGUCUUUGUUUUCUAUUUUAUAGUUACUAGCUCUGGAGUCCAUUUACGGUGAUAACAUUUUCAUUUUAGACAAACAAAAUGGGCUAUGGUCUUUUCAGAUUAAUAUACACAUUGAAGUGCCUAGCGCAAUUAUGAUUACUACAAAUUUGAAAUCCCAUGAUACCCAUGAUGGACAAGAUGGCGAUUCUUCAGAGUUCUCAUACUCUUUCAAAGUUGAGCAUCUCCAGCCAAUUCUAUUGACAUGUUUGUUGCCGAAAUCAUAUCCGAGCCACCAUGCUCCUUACUUUACUAUUUCGGUUCAGUGGUUGGACUCUAAAAAAAUUUUGGAUCUCUGCUUCAAGCUUGAAUCAAUCUGGAAGGAACAGCCUGAGCAGGAGGUUAUAUACCAAUGGGUAGAAUGGUUACACAGUUCUACCCUCUCUUAUCUUGGUUUUGAUCAUGAAAUAGUUCUUGGUCCUUAUGGCGUAAGACAUACUGAAGAUAGACGUGCGAUUUCUGGCAGCAUCUCCCCAGAUGUUGAUAUCCCUUCAAUGAAGAGUUACAAUGAUGAACAGCAUAAUGAAAACUUCUUUAGAAACAUCCACGAGUGCUGCAUCUGUUUCAGUGAGUUUCAAGGUUCUGAGUUCAUUAGAUUGCCAUGCCAGCAUUUCUUUUGCAACAUAUGCAUGAAAACUUAUUCUGACAUGCAUAUAAAGGAAGGAACAAUAUUGAAACUUAAAUGCCCGGAUACAAAAUGUGGGGGAAUGAUUCCACCUGGUUUACUGAAACGACUACUUGGGGAAAAUGAUUUCGAACGCUGGGAGUCACUUAUGUUACAAAAAACAUUGGAAUCGAUGUCUGAUGUGGUUUACUGCCCAAGAUGUGAAACAGCCUGCUUAGAAGAUGAAGAUCAGCAUGCCCAAUGCUCGAAGUGCUUCUAUAGCUUUUGUACACUUUGCAGAGAGAAACGUCAUGUAGGAGUUGCCUGUAUGACACCGGAAAUGAAACUGCUUAUUUUGCAGGAGCGACAGAAUUCAACUCAACUGAAAGUUGAUCAAAGGCGCCUCGAGAAAGAACUGAUCAAUGAGCUUCUUAGCGUCAAGGAAAUAAAACGUUCUGCAAAGCAAUGCCCUUCUUGUAAGAUGGCUAUCUCACGAACUGAAGGGUGCAACAAGAUGGUAUGUAAUAAUUGUGGGCAGUAUUUCUGCUAUCGCUGUAAUAAGGCAAUUGAGGGAUAUGAGCAUUUCAGGGAUGGAAAUUGUGAACUUUUCCAGGCAGAAGAGAUUCAGAUGUGGGAGGAGAGGAUGAAUGCUCGCCAAGUUGGGGGUCAGAUUCAAGCUCAAUUGUUUGCUGACUGUGGUCAUUCAUGCCCUAAUUGUGGUCAACUCAAUGCAAAGGUUGGCAAUAACAAUCACAUAUUUUGCUGGGCAUGUCAAAAUCACUAUUGCUACUUGUGUAGAAAGAUGGUGAGACGCGGCUCGCAGCAUUAUGGACCCAGGGGUUGCAAGCAACACACUGUCGGAUAAUUGUAAAAGAUAUCCCAUUUGAGUGUGUGUUGCUGUUUGGACAUUAAAGAGGCCUGGAGGAACUUGAACUGAAGAAGUUAUAAAUUUGAAGCAUAACACCGUCGUUGUUCAAACCAAUAAGUAAACAUCAGCUUCCGUUCUUUACCUACUUACACAUCCCUGCAUUCGAUUGACAUUUGAGUGUUGCUUAGUUUGGACUCGGAUUUACACAAUAUUGACUGUUGUAUAUUCUUCUUGUACAUUUAGAAAUUCAAUAAUUUGAUUCAAGAUUUUGCUCGAUAUAACGAUUUGUGAUGCAUUUAA